Messenger RNA from Gongylonema pulchrum, 909 nucleotides. The record is from the annotation of a GenBank genome assembly. NCBI's taxonomy places the organism in Eukaryota, Metazoa, Nematoda, Chromadorea, Rhabditida, Gongylonematidae.
AUGCUGGUGAUCGGUCGGCUGGCGCCACGUUGGAAUGUGCCGAUCAUCGCGCAUCUGUCCGGUGACGAUGCACUCUCCGAUAGAUCGGUAUUUCCGACACUUGGUUCAGUGGCACUCACUUCGGCUACCGAAAUGGCUCGAGCUACUUUUACCUAUCUCAGGCUUUACAACUGGCAGAAAAUUGGAAUUGUGCGGCCGACAAGAUCCUACGGCCGCCUUUCCAUACAUUCGCUCACUGAAUUAUUAAAAAAUAAUAAAGAAGUUGAAAUUACGAUAAUGAUCGAAAUUGACCCAUACUCUUCUGUGGAACAGAUCAUUGAAACCGGAAAGCUUACAGCAUUACGGCAAUCUGCGCGAAUUGUAAUAGUUGAGUUGGGUCUGGAUUUGAAUGAUUGUACAAAUUUUAUGAUAGCUGUCCAGGCAGCGGGGAUGAAGAAUGAAGAAUAUGUCUAUAUACUUCCAUGGCUAUCCCACAUAUCAGAUUAUUAUCCGUGGGAAGGUGCCGGCGUCGACAAGCAGCUGGUGAAACGAGCAUACGAAAAUACAAUUUACGCUUUGCUUGUGUACAUGUCGCUCUAUGACGCGCUGUUCUUAUAUGGACUUGCAAUACGCGAUGCAUACGACUUUACCGGCAAUGACCAGAUUUACAAAAAUGGGACGUUCAUUUGGAAGAAAAUGACCGGCCGACAGUUCCUAGGUAUGACUGGUCAAGUACUGAUCAACAACGAAGCAAUCCGGGUGCCGAGAUAUGCUACUUAUCAGAUCUCGAAUGGCAGUUUACGGAUUGUUGUUGAACUGGAAGCGAAACUUGACGAUGCGAAUAAAUGUCUGCUGAGAAAAACUGACUGUUCAAUCCAUGUUUGUUUUUCUUGCUCAUCUAAGAGCUUCUGUUGGACCUCAAUGUGCUGA